GAGGUUGCGGGCCCUCUCACCGGUUUUAACCACCUCAGUCAGAGUGCCGAUCCGCCCAGACUACUAAAUAUCCUCAUUGGUCAGUUAUCUGAGGGAUUGUCGCUGGAUGUCGGUGGCUGGUUGCUAGUGGCCAAUCAGAAAAUGCGGGGUAGUACCGGUACAGGACAGCCACCCACCGACGACGUCAUUGGCCCGUGACCGACUCGCCCUGGCGCCUCCUGCGUGGAGGGUAUAAUUGAGGUGAGUUCCCCAUAUUUUUUCCCUUCUUUUUCAACUCUCUCCCCCUUCGUCUCCAGCUGUCUCUCGUUCGAUAAUUAGCGCCCUCAGUUUCGUUUGGGUGUCUGUGGGUCAAACCAAGCCCUGCGGAAUCCUUUUGAAAGUGACACAUAACGCCUAAUUACGGUACUGUGGAUCCGGGCACAUCGAGCUGUCCCACACCGAACCUCAGCCUUGAGCUAAGCGAGAGAGAAGAAAAAAAUGGCUUUCUGUACGUCACCGGGCCCGUUUUUAGGGGAUGGUGUCUUUCAGGAAACAUGUUGCUGAUUAAAUUAUAAAUCCUAGCCAACCCAUUCUCUCGUGACGUCGAGGGUAAUAGCCGCAACAUUCCUGCCUAUCGUGCCUUCACUAUUAUCUCGUGGCUCCUAUCCUUUGUCGUAGCCAUAGUUUAUAGCAUAUCUCCUCCGCGAGAUGGUCAUUGGACCUCGGGGACCAUCUUAG
This is a messenger RNA of Tuber aestivum (summer truffle), 717 nucleotides long. The record is from the annotation of a GenBank genome assembly. NCBI's taxonomy places the organism in Eukaryota, Fungi, Ascomycota, Pezizomycetes, Pezizales, Tuberaceae.